AUGACGAAGGAACGUUCAGUGACAAUUAGACUUAGGUCCAGGAAGAAUAGGUUGGAAGGUGAUUGCAUCGCGCGGCAGUGUGCAUGUACUGGCGUCGACUCCUCGGGGGAGGAGGGUGAGUUGCAAGCCUUUCCGUGGGCUAGAGGCUUUUGCCCUUGCCACAAGUUCCUUAAGGCUCACGCUUUGAAGUACGAGCCUGGUCAGCGCGUUUCCCCUAAAUUAGAUUGUCCUACUGUCCUCGCUACGCUUCGUCGUGCGCUUGCUGAUAGUCAGCAGAUUGGUACAUGGGGCACCCAUUCCUGUCGUCGUGGUGGUUGUGCUGCCAUUGC
Molecule: messenger RNA, 329 nt
Organism: Amoebophrya sp. A25
Lineage: Eukaryota; Dinophyceae; Syndiniales; Amoebophryaceae
Source: the annotation of a GenBank genome assembly